Hibiscus syriacus is the source of this 864-nucleotide messenger RNA. RefSeq lists its product as uncharacterized. Lineage: Eukaryota; Viridiplantae; Streptophyta; Magnoliopsida; Malvales; Malvaceae. The record is from RefSeq and is a predicted model, not a curated record. The transcript has a single exon. Bases 1 to 864 code for a protein of 287 amino acids.
AUGCAGAGACUGAACUUUGAUCUUUCAAGAUUGCCUUUAUGGGUUCACUUGUAUAACGUUCCCUUAGAACUAUAUUCAAGAGAAGUCCUUAGUUAUAUAGCCAUCGCUCUUGGAGUUCCAUUAACAAUGGACUCAAUUACUGCUUCAAAAACUAGGCUAGAAUAUGCUAAGGUUUGUAUCGAAAUAAGAGCUAAAGAAGACUUACCUGAAACUGUUGAUGUUAUCCUUGCUAAUGGUCAAACUUCCACAAUAUGUGUAGAAGUUCCUUGGUUCCCUUAUCGAUGCAAGAAAUGUAGUUCAUUCGGACAUUCUGACAAAGAAUGUCUAAACAAAACAAAUUCUGCUCCUUCACAACUUAAAAUAUGGAGAAAAAAGACACCUCUCAAUGAUAAUGCAGAUCUAAAAACAGGAAUAUUAGAACCCUUGAAGCACUCUCUGCCUGAAUCUUCUCCUUCAAAGGAAAAUGCUAUUUCUAAUGAAAAUGAUCCCAUAACAGAACCAGAAUCAUCUACUACUCAAAAGGAUCAACAUGUUAAUGUCAAAUCCUCAAAAUCUCAUCUUAAUAUUUCAAAUGAGGCAAGCAAUUCCUUAUCCCAAUCCAUUCCUCACGGUGAAGAUUUAGUUAAUGAUAACACAACACAUGCUCAUGAAUCUGCUCCCAUUCCUAAUGAAACUCCUACUAAUCCUAAAAGAGGUAGAGGUAGGCCUCUAAAGAUUAAAGCUAAAUAUGCUUUAAGAGGCUCAUCAAAUAGAUUCGAAAUUCUCACAACAGUUGAAGAAAAUUCUUCACUAAACGAGCUGCCAGUAAAGAAAACAAGACCAGCUGCCGCUGGAGUUGCUAAACUAAUCAAUGACCUAAAGUAA